Molecule: messenger RNA, 2019 nt
Organism: Plasmodium relictum
Lineage: Eukaryota; Apicomplexa; Aconoidasida; Haemosporida; Plasmodiidae
Gene: ASP
Product: apical sushi protein, putative
Exons: 4
Coding region: 1-2019 (672 amino acids)
Source: RefSeq, a predicted model, not a curated record
AUGAAUGUAAUAUGUAGCAUAAUAAUAUUUUUAUUAUAUUAUAAUAUAAUAAAAGCAUCAGAAAAAAAAUAUGAUAAUUUUUUGAAUGCUAUUAAAAGAUUAAAAGAAAAUUCAAAUUCAUUGGAAGAAUUAAACUUAAAAAAGUAUGAAAUAAGAAAUCAACAAAGAAGAGUUAAAAUAUUUGAUGAGUUGUCUAAAUCUCAAAGUAUAAAUAACCACCCACAUUUUAGAUCCAAAUUUUCAUUUAUUCAGAAAAAUGAUAAUACUGAAGAAAGUAAGUCAACAGAAAAAAAAAAUGAUGAAAAAGACAUUAGUAAAACAGAGCAUGAACUAAUUAAUAUAAAAUCACAAUUAGAAGCACAAGAAAUUAUGAAAAGAGGAGAACAUUUUUAUUUGAAUGGUGGUAGCACAAAAUAUGAAUAUAAUAAUGAUGAAGAUUUUUUUAAAAUUUUUCAUAACAAUCAUGAUAAAAACAUUGAAAUUUAUAGUCCUUGUUCUGAACUAUUAGAUGUAAAAGCUUGUAGAGAAAAUAAAGCAUGUUUUUAUGAUAGUAUAUAUCAAAUGUGCUUUCAGAAUUGUAAGCUUUUAGAAGAAAGGGAAUGUUUAAUGUAUACUGAAUGCAAAUUUAGUAAUAAUGGUUGCGAAAAUCAAGGCUAUAUACAUCUUCAGAUAUUUGAUAAUGACUUGGGAUCAGAGAUAAGAGCCUGUGAAUUAUUUGAGACAGAAGGUUCAUGCCAUCUUAUGGAAAAACAUUAUAAAGAAUUAGGAGAAGAAAACAAAUCUAAUUUCAAUUGUUUGUGGUUAUCUUAUAAACAUGAAUGGAGAAAGUAUGGAGAAAUGCACAAUGAUCCAAACGAAGAAAAUGGUUUCGCAAAAGACAUAAAUGAACAUUUAAGAAGAAAUAAUGAAAAAAAAGAAAAAAAUGAUGAUAUUAAUUACAAUAUUUUAAGUAACGGAAAACCGGUUGAAAUUGCUAAAAAUGAAAAAUUUCUUUCUUUAUUGGAGUUACAUUUAAAUGAAAAAAAAAAAGAUAGUUCAAAAAAUAAAAACACAAAAAAAAAAAAAGAUUUUGAUGAAGAUUUUGAUGAAGAUAAUGAAGAAGAAGAAGAAGAUGAACAUGAUAUGAACGAAAAAGAUCAUGAUAAUAACAAUGAAGAGGAGGAAGAAUAUGAUGAAGACAAUGAUGACGAAGAUACAAAUAAGAAAAAAAAUAAGAAAAAAAGUAAUAAUGAAUCUAAAAAUAGGAAUUCAAGUGAUGCUAAAAGUGAUGAACAUAAAGAAAAUCCGGAAAAUAAUACAAAAAAAGAAAAAAAUUUCGAAAAAAAUGAAAUAGAUAUUCCUGAAAAUAAUUCAAUAAAUGAAAAAAGUAAAAUACUAAUGGAAGCUAACAGUGAAAAUGACUCAAGUGAGAAUGAUAAUAAUAAUUUUGGUAAUGAUAUAAAUGACAAAAAUUCAAAAGAAGGCAUUGAUCCUUUACUCAAUGUUAGGAACAAUAUUGAUCAAAAGGAAAAAGAAAUAUCACAACAUGAUUUUCAUAGGAGAAAAAAAAAUAAAAAAAAUGAAGAAUCAAUAAAGGUGGAAACACGUAUAUGUGCUAAUUUAAAUGAAAGGCCAAAUCCAUCUAUCUUAUUAGAAGGAGCAUUAUUAGCUGAAAAUGAAGCUGAGUUGCAAAAAAUUAAAGAAAAAUAUAAUGUUACAGAAAAUGAAAUAUGUAUUAGACCAGCAAACGAACCAUAUGUUUCUCUUAUACCUGAUAAAAAAUUUUAUGUAAUUGGUGAAAAGAUUGAAUUAAAGUGCCAAAAUGGAUAUAAGCUUAUUGGUACAACAAAUAUCGCCGUAUGUAUAGGUAGAAAUAAAAUAAUACCUAAUAUAACUUGUGAAUCCUUAAAAAAUUUUGACGAUACUGAAAAAGAAAAUAUACAAAAAAUUAAUAAUAUAAUUAGUUCAGAUACAAAUUAUGCGUUUACAAAAUUAACAGGUUUUAUUAUUUUAAUUUUAAAUAUUUUAUAUUAUUUAUAA